Trichophyton rubrum CBS 118892 is the source of this 534-nucleotide messenger RNA. RefSeq lists its product as uncharacterized. The coding region runs from base 1 to 534 and encodes 177 amino acids. The record is from RefSeq and is a predicted model, not a curated record. The transcript has a single exon. NCBI's taxonomy places the organism in Eukaryota, Fungi, Ascomycota, Eurotiomycetes, Onygenales, Arthrodermataceae.
AUGUCGAUUCUCGAAUUACCAACAGAUGGUCGGCCAUACUUCUCUACCCGCCUGCCAUCUACAUAUAUGGGAAGUGUCCUCAUCAUGAACCGCUGUAGUAUUCCUGUGGAAACCCUUUGCUCUCCUGACACAAGUAUCGGGUAUGUCGCAUACAUGCUCCGCCAGUCUACAGCACGCAUUACACCAUCGCUCGUGCACGAUGCCUUCACAAUCUUGCAGUCUCUUCCAGAUCACAGCCGAUUUUCAACUGCGAAUAUGGGCCUUGAACACAUGCACGCCAUGAUAUCCAAUAUGAUGCUCUUCCCCACAAGUGAGAUAUCUUUCGGCAGCAAGUUCUUUGCCAACGAAGGAUCCCCCGAGUCUAUGCGGCCACAGGUUGAUCGCGCUAAUGGCAUCUUCCGAUUCCUGGCCAUCUAUCCCAUGAAGAAGGAUGGAGGCGUCGAGCUUGUUCUAGGAACCCAUGCGGAGGAAUUGGAAAUGUUCAAAACCGAUGCAGAGUUUACCAAAUACGCAGAUCUCGUUGAUGUCUGCUGA